Messenger RNA from Mugil cephalus (flathead mullet), 5086 nucleotides. RefSeq names its product methyl CpG binding protein 2 (gene mecp2). The transcript is spliced from 6 exons. Lineage: Eukaryota; Metazoa; Chordata; Actinopteri; Mugiliformes; Mugilidae. Gene Ontology annotation, cellular component: heterochromatin; nucleus. Gene Ontology annotation, molecular function: methyl-CpG binding; chromatin binding; double-stranded methylated DNA binding. The record is from RefSeq and is a predicted model, not a curated record. Gene Ontology annotation, biological process: negative regulation of transcription by RNA polymerase II. Bases 110 to 2932 code for a protein of 940 amino acids.
GGAAGCUGACGGCGGUUGGAAAUGGAGUCGGAGGGGGCGGGGUGCAGCGGGAGGGAGCAGUGAUGUUUGGAGGCUUUUUUUUAAUAUAAAAUUAUUUAUUUAAAUAAAAAUGGCCGCCGUGGAGAGCGGAGAGGAGAGACUAGAGGAGCGGGGAGAAGGUGAGGAGGAGCCUGUCGACCCCCAGGCCCCCACCAGAGAGAGGGAGAGGUCGCACAGCAAGACCAAGAAGACCCGCAGAGAGCGUCGCCAUGCCGACAGGGGCUCCGAGGCCACGGCUUCAGCGGAGCAACAGGCGGGGGCGGAGUCAGAGACCCAGGUGUCGGAGCCGGUGGCGGGCCCCUCGGACCCGGGCUCGGCCCUGGGCUCGGAGUCGGCCGGGUCUCCCAGGCAGCGGCGCUCCAUCAUUCGGGACCGCGGCCCGCUCUACAACGACCCGUCGCUCCCCGAGGGCUGGACCCGCAAACUGAAACAGAGGAAGUCCGGACGCUCUGCUGGGAAGUUUGACGUCUACCUGAUCAACUCGGAAGGAAAGGCCUUUCGUUCCAAGGUGGAGCUUAUUGCCUACUUCCAGAAGGUUGGUGACACGACCACUGACCCUAAUGAUUUUGACUUUACUGUCACCGGGCGUGGAAGCCCCUCCCGCCGCGAGAAGCGCCCCCCAAAGAAACCAAAGGUUGUAAAACCGUCGGGGCGAGGUCGUGGGCGGCCGAAAGGAAGUGGGAAGAUGCGGCAGGCUACAGAGGGCGUGGCCAUGAAGCGCGUGGUUGAGAAAACGCCAGGCAAGCUGCUAGUGAAGAUGCCCUUUGGGAAGGCAGAGUCGUCCGGCUCCACCUCCACGGCCUCAAAGGUGGCGUCUCCGGCCCUGGUGCCCAAGUCGCGUCCUGGCAGAAAGAGGAAAUCUGAGCAGGAGCCCCCCCCGCCGCAGACCGCCCCCAAGAAACGAGGCCGGAAACCGGCGUCCGCCUCAGCAGCGUCAUCGCCCGCCACAGCGUCCACGUCCUCCGCUGCCGCCUCCGCGAGCUCGGCCGCCGGGAGCUACGCCGCGGCCGCCAUCUUAGCUGCCGAGGCCAAGCGGAGGGCGGCCAAGGAGUCUUCCACCAAACCCGUGGUCCAGGAAACGGCCCUGCCCAUCAAGAAGCGCAAAACGCGGGAGACGGUGGAGGAGGCGGAGAGCGUUCCGACUCCAGCGGCUACGACGGGCGAGCCCGGGAGGAGGCCGACCACGGAGGAGGCCGGCGCGGCCGAGGGAGGCCCGAGCUCCGAGCCUCGGCCCGCCUCCUCCGAACACGGCCAAUCACAAUCACAGAAGCAGCCGUCUGCUCCAGACGACGGCCAAUCACACGGACACAAGGCGCACAAGGGGCGUAAACACAAGGAGAAAACAGGAGUCGGAUCUGGAGACGGAGGAAGUCGAGGGGACGAAGUACGUGAAGACGUGGGCGAUAAGGGGGGAGGAGGAGGGGGAGGAGCCGUGAGGAGUAGCAGUAGCAGCAGUAGCAUUAGCAUUAGCCCGUCAAAAAGCCACAAACGGAAGGAGCGACCACCUCACAAGCACCAUCACCACCACCACCACCACCACCACCACCACCGUCACCAACAGUCUUCAGCCUCCACGUUGGAUCAGCCUCCUCCUCCUCCUCCUCCUCCUCCUCCUCCUCCUCCUCCUCCAGUCUCUGGACACCCAGCUCCCUCCAGCCAGUCCAGACCUGAUGUUGAGCCCCAGACUUUGACUCAACUCCCCCCUCAACACUCUCAGCCCCAACAACCGCCGGCCCCCAGACCACAGUCCCUGCCUGACCCUCGGCCCCCCGCCCCUCAGCCACGCCCCCCGCCCCCGCCCCCGCCCCCGCCCCAGUCACAGGGCCAGACCCGAUACCCGGCGCCCCAGUCCUCCCCCGCAAGACAUGUCCAACCCCAGCCACGCCCCCAACAGCCGCCAACGCACCCCCACAGUCAGGCCUCCAACCAGAAAGCCCAGUCACAGCCGGUCCAGGCCCCGCCCCGCACACAGCACGCCCCGCCCCCCCAGCCCCCGUCGGUCCUGCCCCUUCAUCCGCCCCAAACCAGGCAUCCGCCGCCACAGACCCAGCCCCCCCCCGCAGCGCAGCCUCAGACCCAGCCUCGCCACUCGCCUCAAAGCCAGACCCAGCUCAAGGUCCAGUCUCAGCCCCAGGUCCAGCCCCAGGCCCAGGCCCAGGCCAGGACCCCGGCCCACGUUCAGAGUCAGGCCCAGUCCAGAUUCCCGACCCAACCUCAGUCUCAGUCGCAGCAUAGGACCCAAGCCCAGAUGCAGCAUCAGCCGCAGUCCAGGCCCCCGGCGCAACCGCAGCCUCCAGCCAGGCACCAGCUCCAGACUCAGUACAGACCCCAGCCCAGACAGUCUGUGUCCCAGCCGAGGCCGACCCAGUCCCAAGCACAACCACACCUUCAGCGGGUUCAAAGUCAGCUCCGCCCCCAGUCCCACGCCCCGCCCACCAGGCCGCAUGUGCAGCACCACCCACCCCACCCACCGUCCUCCAGUCUAACCAGGACCAACCUCGCCCCUGCUCAGCAGAACCUGAGCGAACAGCCCCAAGACCUGAGCACCACGCGGCCCGGCAGAGGAGGACCCGCCCUCCCGAGCCGCGAGGUGGGCGUGGCGGAGGGGCGGGGGGAGCCGGCCGUCACGCCGGAGAGGAGGGAGGUUCUAGGAGGGGACAGGGGGUCAAACAGCACCUCCAAGCCCCCCGGCUCCACGCCCCCCGGGCCUCCUGGAGGAGCCGGGGCCGGGCUCGUGCCCGGGGCCGAUGGUAGGGCCCGACUCCGGGCGGAACCAGAGGCCGCCGGGGAGGGCAGGGAGCUCAGAGACAUCGUCCCCCAGUCGGCCGUCCCCUGUCCCAGCCGGGAGGAGACGGUAGAGUCACGGACUGCCGUCUCUGAGAGGGUCAGCUGAUCAGGAUGAGGAGGCGUUUGGUUUUUACACUGUUUUCAGACAGAAGGGAAGCGGCUCAGAGCUGGAAGGACUUCACGGCUCCGACUCGGCCUGGUUCUGUCUGGAGACGCUGUACAAGGUCAACCUGGGACGGAUAGAGACUUUUUCUAGGAAAAACUAAAAUGAAAGGAAAACCCGAUAAAAAAGUGUGUGUGUACAUAUAAUCAAAAGGCAGCUGUCGUGUCCCGCUAGUCUCCGUGGGGAGGGGGGAGUAGUUUGGAACUAAAACGCUUAACAACUCAUUACUCUGAAGGAACCGUUGCUUCCUGAAUAUAACCUGUUCUUUUUUUGUUUUGUACUUUGAUAGUUUUUGUUUUGUCUCCGUUAUCCAGCUUUAAACUCUGAUGUUAUUGACUGACAGUCCCCGACCCGACCCCCCGUCUCCAAAACCUUCUCCCUGACCCGACUGUCCCCCUUUUCUGAACCUGGUUCUCGACUGAAAGCCUCAGAGGUGAAGUGGGCGGCGGUUUGCACCUUAAGCCUGUUUCUUAGACAUUUAUUUUCUUGCCCGUUUUCCAUGAAGCCCUCGUUCUCCAGCCACUUCCAGGCAGAUUCUGACCUGAGACUCUGGGACAGGAUGAUUCCUCCGAUCAGACUCAAACAAAUCAGACCUCCUCAUUGGUUCCUCAACUAUUCCCAACAAAGCAACUCGUUCUUCCAGGGUUCUUCCGUUCAGGUCUUCAUGAAUUUGUUUGUUUCGGUCGUCGUUUGUUUCCAAAGGAAGCACUUUUUAAGUCAAACCAAACCCACUUCUCCAGUAGCUUUACUUUAGUUUUUUUUUUUUUUUUUUUUUGUGGGAAAAGACUCAUUUUUAUUGUGUCUUCAUGUUGAAUGUCUGGAACAGUUUGCACUCCUCCAGUUUGUACAAUCAACCGCCUGCAUGUCGCCCAGAGACACCGCAGGUCUUCAACCGGAGCGCAUGUACGCAGAGGUCGGACCGCCCGGGACCGGGUCCGGGACCGGCGUCCGGCCCGGGACCGGCGCCCCGUUCAGCUUCAGGUGGACUUAGAUUCUGCCGGUUGCCAACAUAAAGUUCUGGUAAAGUUCAACUCAGUUUAAUUUCUAUAGCGUCACAAAAUCAGGCCUGAAACCUCCAGAGCAGCAUGAAGGAAAAACUCCCAGAACCAGAACCAGAACCGGGGCUGGGUGUCAUUUAAACAUUUUGAUACCAGUACCGAUACCGGUACAGAUAUCCUUAAAACGAUACCGAUGUAGUACUUCAUCCGAUUCUUUAUUUUUUUUACUUCGAUCAGCUGUUGGGAUGUGGAGCAGCGGUGACAUUAAAGGUUUUUACGCUGAUACGUUUAGAAAAUGAUGAAAUUACUGAUAUUUUUAUAACUGAACAAACCUGCACAACGAGGUAUUAUCUGUCAUCACAGCCAUGAACCGUCUCCUCAUCUUCUCGCCCUGUUUUAGACCUUGACACCUGAGGUUUGGUGACGUUUUCUAAUUCAGACGCUGAAAUAAAAAAUGAUGAAUAAAAUAUUUAAAUUAAUUCAAUUAAAACGUGUUUUAACUUUAGAAAAUAUAAACACAAAUAAAUGAAUGAAUCCACCAAAAUAAAUAUUGGUUCAUUCAUUUAGUUCAGACCUGUUCAGUCUGAUGCUUCCAGGUCCUGAUCAGCUUCGUUCUGCUUUUGCAUUUUUAUUUCCCAAAGCGUUUUUAUUUCUGCUCCGAAGUUUGAGGAGCAGAAAAUCACAGGAAACGUGAAACGAAAAAUGCAAAGACAGCAUGAACGUAAUCGAGCUGAAGCUGCCUCCACCUCUGCGUACCUGACUCCACCCGCCCCGUUCGCUUCAUGCAGAAAAACCAACGUCCCUCCACAGGACUGGACCGGCGCCAACAGUAACCAGCCUCCAUAUUGCAUGUUCCAGAGUUUAGUGCCUAUAAUAUUGUGCGUCUUGCCAGGAGCCACCAUGUCAGCGAGCCAUGUUGUGUUUCUAGAUUAGUAGUGAUGUGUGUGGUGACUUCAUAGUUGCUAAUGUUGAGGAUGAAUAUUCUGCUUUUACUCUGGUUGGAUUCAGUGGAAACUUCAAUACACUGUCGCUGUAGACAAACUAGUUUUUACCUGUUUUCUUAUUUUUCUUUCUAACUAAAAGCGUUUCUGUCCCCUCA